CAGCUGUGUACAUUACACUAGCUUAGUGUAGGCCUGGAAACCAGCGCUGGAACGCGUCACAGCCUGCGGCCCCCCAGGCAACCCCGCGGCUUCAGCCCUGUGACUGCACCGCCUGGGCAACGCUUUGCAGUGACCAACAACGCGGCCGGCAAGGUCAGUUGUUCAAGCUUCGCACUCCGGUCUCCCUCGUCGAGCCUCAAUGGGGACGAACAAUGAGAAAGACAUUGCUUUUGUGCUUCAUACACGGCUUCAAGGGGGGUGAGUCCACCUUCGGCAGGGACUAUGCCUUCGUCGAGCACCUGCGCAAGCUCGUGGCCGGCGCCUUGCCCAAGGUAGAUGUACAAGCCGUGGUCUAUCCCAAGUACGAGACCCGUGGUGACCUCGGCGAAUGCGUCACGAAGUUCAGCGACUGGCUUCUCAACAAAGUAAUCGACCUCGAAGUAGCUGCCGGCACGCCCUCGCCCACCAUCGACCCCUCCGUGCGCGUAGUCCUCGUGGGCCACUCGAUGGGCGGCAUCGUCGCGGCCGAGACCGCCAUCCGGAUCUCAUCGGAGCAGCCGAUCCACAACACGGUCGACGAGGACAGCCCCACCAAGUCGGCCACCGCCAUGCCGCCGCCCCCGAACGCGCUCAUGUUCCCGUACAUCCAGGGCGUGCUGGCCUUUGACACCCCCUUCCUCGGCAUCUCCCCGGGCGUGGUCGCCCACGGCGCUGAGAGCCAUUACGCCGCCGCCUCGACGGCGAUUUCGCAGUUGAGCGGGCUGGCGGGCCUCUGGGGCGGCGCCAAGGCUAGGCAGGCGGCGGGCAGCUCGAACGCCCAGGUUGCUGGGGCACUGCCUCCUGCCGCGGGGAGUCCCGAGAAGGAUACGGAGAAGGAGAACGCCGCGGCGAACAAGGGCGGGUGGGGCCGCUGGGGCACCAUAGCCAUGGCUGCCGGGGUUGUGGGCGCGGUUGCCGCAGGCGGCGCGGCCGCGUAUUUGAACAGGCAGCAGAUCAGCGAGAGCCUGGGCUGGGUGACGUCGCAUCUGGAAUUUGUGGGGUGUCUGGCGCGCAAGGAGGAGCUGCGGCGGCGGGUUGCCUACAUGGUGAGGCUGAAUAAGGAACUGAACGUGGGGUUCGGGAACCUGUACACUCGCCUAGGCCAGGCGGCGGGCGCGAAGCAGGUUGGCAAGGUUGGGACGGUGCUGGGGAGCGAACGGACAUUUUGUGUGGUGCCGCAGCGGGAUCCGGCGGGAGAUUGGCGGCAAGCCGUGAAUGACAAGGCCAAGGACGAGGUCGGGGCCCAUGUCUCCAUGUUCGAGCCGAACGAAAACCCGGGCUACCAGAAGCUGGCAAAAGAUGCGAGGGAUAUGAUUUCGGGCUGGUUGCGCAACGACUGGUACGAGAGCAGCUCGGCUGACGAAAUCCGGCCAUGAUAACGAGGAGCAACGGUGUUGUUCAUGCCAUAAGACAUUACUUGUUGAUGAUCUGCCAUCGAGGCGUCUUCUACCUGUUUCGUAUACCCCACUUAGCAAGCUUUAUGCGAAGAUCUGGACAGCUGAGCACGCCAUGUCCUGUCGAAGAGAAACGCAUCAUCUUCACUCGGCAUGUAACCCUGUUAUUGUGACUUCUUCUGCUCCGACUUGCCGGCCCCGAGGUACUUCUUCCGCUGCUUCAGCAUGUGCGUGUAGAGAAUAAACGAGCCUAUCCCAACGACGUCAGUCGAGGUCUCCUUUCG
This is a messenger RNA of Thermothielavioides terrestris NRRL 8126, 1717 nucleotides long. RefSeq lists its product as uncharacterized. Lineage: Eukaryota; Fungi; Ascomycota; Sordariomycetes; Sordariales; Chaetomiaceae. The coding region runs from base 213 to 1415 and encodes 400 amino acids. The record is from RefSeq and is a predicted model, not a curated record. The transcript has 4 exons.